AUGAACAAAUCAAGCGAAGUUGAGCUCCUUUCCUGGAUCAAAAGCAUACUGUCUUUAAAAAUAAACGAGGAAAAGGACAGCCUUAUGGACCUGCUUGCAGACGGGAUUGUUCUGUGCAACCUAAUAAAUGCGUUCAUACCCAAAAAGUGCAACCCAAAGCCCUCAAACGUAGUCUUCAAGCGAAUGGAAAACAUUGACCAAUUCCUUCGCGCGGCCAGAGAGAUAGGCGUGCUGGACAGCGAGUUGUUCCAGACGGUGGACUUGGUGCACGAGGAGAAGAAGAAUCCAAAACAGGUUGCCAUAUGCCUAUACUCUCUCAGCAGGAACUUGAAGAAGACGUUCCCAAAGUCCAAAUUUAAAAUAAUCGGGCCAAAGCUUACGGACCCAAACAUCAGAGAGUUUACAGCAGAGCAGCUGGACAUGGGCAAAAAGAUAAUAAGCGUGCAGAUGGGAACAAACAAAGGCGCAACACAGUCUGGGCACGGAACAGGCGUGCGGCAGAUAACCCCUGGCUAUGAAUAA
Molecule: messenger RNA, 522 nt
Organism: Nematocida major
Lineage: Eukaryota; Fungi; Microsporidia
Product: transgelin
Exons: 1
Coding region: 1-522 (173 amino acids)
Molecular function (GO): protein binding
Source: RefSeq, a predicted model, not a curated record